Olea europaea var. sylvestris is the source of this 4495-nucleotide messenger RNA. RefSeq names its product probable leucine-rich repeat receptor-like protein kinase At2g33170. Bases 923 to 4246 code for a protein of 1107 amino acids. The record is from RefSeq and is a predicted model, not a curated record. The transcript is spliced from 3 exons. NCBI's taxonomy places the organism in Eukaryota, Viridiplantae, Streptophyta, Magnoliopsida, Lamiales, Oleaceae. Gene Ontology annotation, molecular function: ATP binding; protein binding; protein kinase activity. Gene Ontology annotation, cellular component: plasma membrane. Gene Ontology annotation, biological process: protein phosphorylation.
UUUCAUUCUCGCCUAAAAAGUUCACCUUUACACAGGCUGAGGCACUAAAAAAAGGCUCCACUUUUUACAUAGAGGAAAAGAGUUUAAGAUUUAGCGGAAAACAAUUUUUUGAUUAUUUCUUAUCAAUUCAUGAUGAAUAUGUAUAUAUUCAAGAAACAGAUGAACAAUUGAGAAAGAUUUAUGGUGGAAGCAUUAUUUGUCGGCCAUUUGAGUUUCAGUAAAGGGAUUCUGUUCUGAAACGUCCAUUCAAGUUGGUCGAGAGAUUUUUCCUGUUAUUGUCCAUUCGAAGAAGGCCCUUUUGCUCUAAUGGAAAUUCCAGGAUUUUCAGUUGUUUUGUUCUGUCCUUUCGCUUUCGAAACUAUAUAAUUUCCAAAAAUAUAAGAAAACGAUUUGAUUCAACACACUUAGUUUUCUGGGCCUGCUUGUAUUUUAAUAACAAUUGAGUCUUUUCUAGUUUUCAUGCCCAAAUCCUAUAUGUUGAUUUGAAUAUUCUGCCAUUUUUUAGGAUUCCAUGACAUUUUCUCUCUUAUCAUCCCAAGGGAUCACUUGAAUACUGAUGAACCUCUCUGUUCAGAAAGUCUUCGACUUUUGGUGGACUUAAAGCAGUAUACUUUUCUUGAAAUUUUUGGACUGGAUUUCUGAAUUGUGGGCUGCUGUGAAAUGGAGGAUUAAUCCAUCACUCUUUUGAAUUGGAUUUUUAUCAAAUUUAUUGGACCCAUAUCAUGGUUAUUAUUCCUCGAAUGUUUUCUGCCGAGUUGCUUUCAUAAUUCGAUUUCUCUGAGAUCCUUUCUGAAAUUGACAGCUUAUAGGCCCAAUUUUGAAUUCGAAAACCCUUUUAAGAGAAUUGGGAAUAACAACUUUUGGUGUUGUAUAUCCAGUGAGUUAAAGUCUCAAUCAUAGUUUUGACAGAGUUAAGGUUCUUAUGAUGUCUGUGGAGGUUGGAUUGAAGAAAUGUCCUUUUUUGGGUUUAGUAGGAAUUUUAAUAGCUUUGAUGCUGGCUUGUCAUUCAAACGGGUUGACUGCGGACGGAAUCUACCUCCUUGAGUUGAAGAGAAACAUUGUCGAUGAAUUUAACUCUCUUGGGGACUGGAAUCCAAAUGCUACGACACCCUGCGAAUGGGUAGGCGUGAAUUGCACCUCGGAUUAUGCUCCCGUGGUAUGGUCUCUGGACUUGAGUUUGCGGAAUCUUUCAGGGACUUUGAGCCCUAGUAUUGGCAGUUUGGUCUUUCUAACUUAUCUCAAUAUUUCUCAUAACAAGUUCACAGGAAAUAUUCCCAAGGAAAUUGGAAAUUGUUCGAAACUAGAAACUCUUUUCUUGAAUGAUAACUAUUUUAAUGGCCAAAUUCCAGCUGAAUUGGGUAAUCUUUCUUGUCUGGAAGAUUUCAAUUUGUGCAACAAUGAGAUCUCUGGCUCAAUUCCUGAGGAAUUUGGGAAACUUUCUUCCCUUGUUAAUUUCGUGGCGUACACAAACAAUCUUACGGGUCCAUUGCCUCAGUCUCUUGGCAACUUAAGAAACUUGAGAACAUUUCGAGCUGGUCAGAAUGAAAUCUCUGGAAGCUUACCAACAGGGAUUGGUUAUUGUCAAAGCCUGGAAACUCUUGGUCUUGCUCAAAAUAGAAUAGAAGGUAAUCUACCUAAAGAACUCGGUAUGCUCAAAAGCUUAAGAGAAGUGAUUCUAUGGGAGAACCAGUUUUCUGGAUUUAUACCAAAGGAACUUGGAAAUUGUACAAAUCUUGAGAUGCUUGCUUUAUACCAGAACAAUCUUGUCGGAGAUAUUCCUGCAGAACUUGGGAACAUCAUGUCUAUGCAAAGGUUAUACCUAUACCGGAAUGGAUUGAACGGAACAAUUCCCAGGGAGAUUGGGAACCUUACUCAGGCAGUUGAAAUCGAUUUCUCGGAGAACUAUUUGACAGGAGAAAUUCCAACGGAGUUAAGUCAGAUAAAGGGUCUACAUUUACUGUACUUGUUCCAGAAUGAGCUUUCUGGAGUUAUCCCAAAUGAGCUUAGUAGCUUGAAGAACUUAACGAAGCUAGACUUGUCGAUUAAUCACUUGAAAGGCCCAAUUCCAUUUGGCUUUCAGUAUCUUACUGAAUUAUAUCAUUUACUACUUUUUUCUAAUUCUUUGAGUGGUAUCAUACCUCAGAGUUUUGGGCUUUACAGUCGACUUUGGGUGGUUGAUUUUUCCGAAAAUGACCUCACUGGAAGAAUUCCUCCUCACCUUUGUAGGCAUUCUAACUUGAUGUUGCUGAAUCUUGAGUCUAAUAAACUGUAUGGAAACAUCCCAGGUGGCAUAAUUAAUUGCAUAUCUUUGCAACAGCUUCGUCUCAGUGGUAACAGACUAACUGGAAGCUUCCCUUCCGAUUUAUGCAAAUUACCGAAUCUCGCUGCUAUUGAAUUGGGUCUGAACAUGUUCGAUGGUCCAAUACCUCAAGAGAUUGGGACGUGCCAAAAGUUACAAAGGCUCGAUCUCUCAGGAAAUCAAUUCACAUCUGAGUUGCCGAGGGAGAUAGGAAAUCUAUCCCAGCUUGUGUCUUUUAAUGUUUCGUCGAACUUGUUCACUGGGCAAAUCCCACCAGAAAUUUUUCACUGCAAGGCUCUGCAAAGGCUUGAUCUUAGCCGGAACAGCUUCAUUGAUGCUAUACCAAUUGAGCUAGGGACACUUUCACUGCUUGAACGUCUUAUUGUUUCAGAAAAUAUGCUUUCUGGAAAUAUUCCAGAGUCUUUGGGCAAGCUCUCUCAUUUGACAGAGUUGCAGAUGGGUGGAAAUUUAUUAACCGGCGAGAUACCAAAGGAGUUGGGUGAUCUUUCAGGCCUGCAAAUUGCAAUGAAUCUUAGUUGUAAUAACUUAACUGGGAGAAUACCGCUGGAGCUUGGAAACCUUAUGUUAUUAGAAUAUCUCUUGCUCAACAACAAUCAUUUGAGCGGUGAAAUUCCUAGCACAUUUGUAAACCUGUCUAGUUUACUGGGCUGCAACUUCUCAUACAAUGACUUAACUGGCCCAUUGCCUUCUGUACAGUUGUUUCAGAACAUGAGUAUCAGUAGCUUCAUCGGAAACAAAGGGCUUUGUGGUGGGCCGCUCGGUAAUUGUAGUGGGUCGACACCUUUCGACACAAUUCCUCCUGUGAGAAGUUCAGAUGCUCGUCAAGGAAAGGUCAUUACAAUGGUUGCAGCUGUCAUUGGUGGAGUGUCUCUUAUUCUAAUUGUAGUUAUAUUGUAUCUUAUGAAGCGUCAUCCAGUCGAGAUGGCUGCGUCAUUACAAGAAGAUGUGGACAUUUCAUCCCCAGAUUCUGAUAUUUAUUUUCAUCCAAAAGAGGGUUUCACUUUUCAGGACCUUGUUGAGGCCACAAACAAUUUUCAUGAUAAUUAUGUUAUUGGAAGGGGAGGAGUUGGGACAGUCUAUAAAGCAGUUUUGCGAUCCACUCAAAUAAUCGCAGUUAAGAAGCUGGCAUCUAAUAGAGAGGGUAAUAACAUAGAGAAGAGCUUUCGAGCUGAGAUUUUAACUCUUGGAAACAUUAGGCAUCGCAACAUUGUCAAGUUAUAUGGGUUUUGCUAUCACCAAGGUUCCAAUCUCCUUAUUUAUGAGUACAUGGCAAGGGGUAGCUUGGGUGAAUUUCUUUAUGGGGAAUCUUGUGACCUAGACUGGCCAACACGGUUCUCAAUUGCUCUUGGAGCUGCUGAAGGCCUAGCUUAUUUACAUCAUGACUGCAGACCAAAGAUUGUCCAUCGCGACAUAAAGCCCAAUAAUAUUCUUCUUGAUGAGAAGUUUGAAGCUCAUGUUGGGGAUUUUGGUUUGGCGAAAGUGAUUGACAUGCCUCAGUCGAAGUCUAUGUCUGCUGUUGCUGGAUCAUAUGGUUACAUAGCCCCUGAAUAUGCAUACACCAUGAAAGUUACAGAAAAAUGCGAUAUUUACAGCUACGGUGUGGUCCUCUUGGAGUUGCUAACUGGAAAAAUGCCAGUACAACCUUUAGAACAAGGAGGUGAUCUUGUCACAUGGGUGAGGGAUUAUAUUAGGAAGCAUUCUUUGUCGUCCAGGAUACUUGAUAGCCGUUUGAAUCUGAAUGAUGAAAGUACUGUUAAUCACAUGAUUAAUGUAUUAAAAAUUGCUUUGCUGUGCACAAGCAUGUCGCCCUUCGAUCGACCAACAAUGCGGGCAGUUGUUCUAAUGCUGAUGGAAUCAAAUGACAGAGAAGGAAAUGCAAUUUCACUUCCAGAUCACGAUCUUUCUCCGAGACAUGAUGCAUUGUGAAUGUAAGUAUCCCUUUUCUUUUGCUUUAACUGUGAUGAAUCUUUCAGGGAAGAUUCUUCCCUGUAUUUCUUACCACGGUUAAAUAUAGAAAUUUGUUUACAUUUAUUGAAAGAAAUUAUUAGUGUUUUUGUGGUGCUUUAUUUGAAUCAUAAAAGUAUUUCUAAACCAUCAGAUGUACCACCUUGAUCACUCAUUGCAAAACAUUAUCUGCAAGAGGUUAAGAGAAAUGCUUAAUUUAUAAUUUUAAUA